UGUGUGUAACUUUUGAGGACCCACACAUGUGUGUAAUGCAAAUUUCUCUCCAUAGAUCUGGGCCAGCGACGUGUGUCUGGUGAGGUUAACAUUUAGUUCAGAUGUUGUAAUGUCUUCACUAAAUGUCUCAACCUCUACUUCAUACAUAAAUAUAACUCCUGAAAUACACCCCGUGUCUUUAAAGUCACGUCUCCAGCAUUUUGUUUGAUCAUCACCUGCUCUGUAGCACAGCAGUCGCUGAAUUGCUUCAGAAACAAGGCCCAUGGACUGCAUUGAGUCUUUUCAUUGAAGAGUAAUUAGAUUCCCUUAGUUCCUGCUUGACUGUACUCUGCACUUUACUCUGUUAACAAGUUUCCCGUAAAUACAGACUCAGCACACUUUGAAGCAAUGGAGUAAAAGACGCUUUUGAAACACACCACACCGCCUCUGAUGGAAGUUUCACUGCUGCAGCUGUGUUUUGCCUGUCAGCACUGAGGUGUGAUGCAGCCCCUCCGAAACUCUUCAGUCUGAGAGUCGAACACCAGCCAAGCAGCAUGGAGAUCACAGCUCUGUGCACAAUUAUGGCCACUUUGAGUAUCUUUCCCAACAGAUCUCAGUUCUUCACGUACGAGCCUGUUACACUGAGCUGUGGAGAGCUUAAAAACUCUUCUGAUUGGACAAUAAAGAGAAACACGUCAACAAAAACAAAUGAAGAGUGUCCCAAACACUGGGGUACAAAAAAUGAAUCAAACUGCUUCCUUCAAGAUGCUUACCCAGGAGACAGUGGGUUGUACUGGUGUGACUCUGGAGCUGGAGCCUGCAGUGAAGCUGUCAACAUCACUGUGACCGGAGGCUCUGUGAUCCUGGAGAGUCCGGUCCAUCCUCUGCAGGAAGGCGAUGCUGCGACUCUGCGCUGCAUGAAUAAGCAGAGAUCUUUUAUCAACCUCACAGCUGAAUUUUAUAAAGAUGGCCUCCUCAUCAGGAACAGCUCUACAGGAAUCAUGACCAUGCUCAAAGUUUCAAAGUCUGAUGAAGGUUUCUACAAGUGUACCAUCUCUGGUAGCGGAGAAUCACCGGACAGCUGGCUGUCUGUCACAGCUGGGCGACCCAAAUCUUUUCACUCCCCUCCUAUGUAUGUUGUGCUUCCUGUGGUGGGUGUCUGCCUCUCGCUGGCUGUGGUGUUGGUUGUGCUGGUGCUGCUGUUCUGCCUCUGGAGGAACCACAAAGGUGAAACUGACCCUGAUGUUUCCUACACUGAUGUCACCAUCGUACCGGAAGUGCAGCCAAAGAGUGACAAAGCAGAAACAGAUUCUGAAGCAACUUUCUACUCAACAAUCAAACCAGCAGCCAGCUGAGCGGAGACAUCAGAGUCUGUGCUGGGAUCUAUUUUUGUUUUGUCUUCAUGUAUAAAAACUGUAAAUGUAAACUGAGCCGAGUCCUGCUGCAGCUAAAGACCCGCUUGUUUUGCAUGCACUGCUGUAAAAUCAUAGACUUUUGUUCUUAAACUAUUUAUUGUUUAUUGUACUUGUCAUUUUUUUGCCUGUGAUUUUUUUUUAUUUAAUUUUUUAUAUAACUCGUGAAUAACAAACACUUCCAGCUUGGUAGUUGAAGAAGUGGAUGACAGAGUGCUCAGUUUCUGUUUUUCAGCAGUGUACUGAGUAACCUGUUCUACCGCUAUGAAUGAAGCUUGGAAAAUAGAAAACUGGAAAAUGUACUCCAGAAUUACCCGACUGAGCCAGUCCCUUGCAAUUUCUCAUUACAGUUUCUGCUUUCAUGUGUACAAGUGAAACUUCCUUAAUAUGUUUAUUAUGUGUGGAUCUGUUUAUAGAAACUGAGCAGACAGGGACUUCCCACUAAUUUACUAAUGAUUAGCUCACUUCCUGUUUGAUCUUUGCCUCUCCUUCUUCCCACUGUAUCUGAUUUCAUUCAGAUACUCAGAGCUCAUCAACAGAUCCUGUCAGGCUGUAAUUUUAAUCAGGUUUUUAAAAAUGUGGUUUUCAUUUAAUCAUUGUUUCAACUGCAUUUAAAACUCUUCUUCAGUUUUACCAUCUAUAUCUUCAAAUCACUGAAUUUAUGCUUUGUACUUUCCCCCAAACACUGACUCAUCCACUUGUUUGGCUCAGGCUUUUCCAUGUGAGAGGAAACUCAAUCCACGUGUCUUAGAAAUAUCUUGUCAUCAUACUAAUGAAAGCAAGUCAUGACAAAGCUGUUUUUUCUAUUUUUUUGUUGUUGUUUUUUCAGGUGCCAAGUUUCUGUCAUUUUGUUAUUUAACAGUGAGUGUGUCACAUGCUAGUCAGGUGAAUGUAAACUAUUGUCUUGUACUUUUCCAGCUCUCCAAGAAAAUGAAUUAUUAUUUUAAUCAUAAAGUUGUUUAAUAUUUAAUUUAAAAGAUCAAAUUUGUGGUCUAAAUAAAUAAAAUAUAUAAAUAUCGUGCUUCUUUUUAAAUUGAGUGAUCUGUCAGUACAAAGGACCACUUCACUGAAUGAAAGAGCAAACACACAGUAACAAAGUAUUUUAUUCUAUUUGCACAGUAUUUUAUUGUAAUUGUAUAGUACUUAUUCUAUUGUAUUCCAGUGGCUGGUAUUCUUUCUAUUUUUGUAUGUUAUUCUGUUUAUCUUAUUCUAUUCUAUUGUGUUUCUCUCCUAAUUUUUACAGCUCUUGUACUUUCUGCCAUGACCAAGAAUUACCCACAUGUGGGUCUAAUAAAGG
Molecule: messenger RNA, 2688 nt
Organism: Oreochromis aureus
Lineage: Eukaryota; Metazoa; Chordata; Actinopteri; Cichliformes; Cichlidae
Product: low affinity immunoglobulin gamma Fc region receptor II-a-like
Exons: 7
Coding region: 534-1334 (266 amino acids)
Biological process (GO): cell surface receptor signaling pathway
Molecular function (GO): transmembrane signaling receptor activity
Source: RefSeq, a predicted model, not a curated record